Amborella trichopoda is the source of this 1246-nucleotide messenger RNA. Its product is annotated as SEC-C motif protein. The record is from RefSeq and is a predicted model, not a curated record. Lineage: Eukaryota; Viridiplantae; Streptophyta; Magnoliopsida; Amborellales; Amborellaceae.
CCUUAACAAGUCUUAAACCCUAGAGCAAGUGAACCAACCCAAAAAAACGCGCGCUCCCGCGCCCUUUCAGUGGAAAUUCAGCCAGCAAACCUCGCCAUCUCUCAAAGCCAGUAUUUUAGAGAGAGAGAGAGAGAGUCCAUGUAAGUCUUAGAGGUCAGAGAGAGAGAGAGAGUGCAUGUAAUUGCUCGGAGGCCAUUAUACUUCUUGAAUGUAUGCAUCAAUCCAAGGCAUGGCGUUAUCUAAUCUCUCUCUACAUUAUAGGAAUUUCCUUUUCAAACCUUGUUCAAUGUCUGCUCUUUACUGCCAUCACCAUAUUUCUCGCUCUAUAUCAUCUACACCUGUUUAUAGCACUCAAGCCACGCUUCCUCUCUCUGGCUGGAUGGACAAAAUUAAAGGAGUUCUCACCGGAAAAGAGGAUCAGCCUGAAUCUCAAACUCAGACGAAAGUUUCUGCUGAAACUUUCACUCUAUUAAGUUAGGUUGAAUCUCAAAACCUCAUGGUUGCAAUAAUAGCAUUUUCUGAAAGAGAUUUUGCUGAUCAAUUAAAGAUGGCAAGAAAAGUGGGAUCUUUUAAGCAGUUUAUGGUGGGUCGUAGCAGCGAGGCGACAUUUUCUGAUGCAUUUGAGAAGCAAGAAGCCAUACUUCGGUAUCUUGGAACUCUUGAUCCUACAGGAGAGCAUCUUGAAAGCAGCCAAAAGUCUAGUGCAGCUAAGCAUUGCAACUGUACAAUAGCAGAUGUUGAGAAUACACUGUCUAAAUAUACAUGGGCCAAGGAAGCACAAAAGAAGAUCGAAAAGCUGAAGGAGGAAGGGAAACCAAUACCAACGACUAUGGGAGAGGUCCAAAAACUGAUGGGCUCCACGCCAGUGGAUAUUGCAAGAUCUAAUUUGGCAAAGAGUGGGCAAAUAAGUAGAAAUGCACUGUGCCCAUGUGGUUCCAAGAAGAGAUACAAAAGGUGCUGUGGGAGCUCGGAUGGAUUAAAGACCAAAGCUGCAGACUGAAUUCUCAACCAUAUGAAAGAAAUAAUGUAGAAAUUUAUUAAAUUAAAUUUGUCUGUUUUAAUAGUGUAGCUCAUGUGGGCACAUAUUUUGUUUUGAUGAUCUUUAAAGGGAUCCGAUUUUGAUAAGGCUUCAUUCUUAACUGUUGUAAUAGGACUGUGGCCAUCAGCACCAUCAAUUUAUUUGAGGAAACAAAUAUUCAUGCUGACCAUACACUGAUGAGAUCCAAUGGUAGAGAAGUUGUUAUUU